AUGUCUCAGAGCAUUGACAGCGCGUCCAGUGUUGACGCUGAGGCAAAACCAUAUGCUGGAUCCAGCGAGAGUCCCCACCCUGUUGACCAAGAGUCGGACUUGAAAAGAAUUCUCACCGAAAACAAAGGUGUGCAGCUGAUCAUCAGCAGAUUGCAAGAAGAUGCCGGUGUUCUUGGACCUUUAGAACAAGGCUAUGAUGUGGAGAAAGUUCUCACUAGGCCUGACCCUCAUUCUGACUUCCACCCGGAAGAUGAAUGGAAGUACCCUGUCGACAUGGAGACCAAGUUGCGUUUGGUUGAGUUUGUUCCUGGCGACAAAGGUAACCCAAAGAACAUGGGAACGGGUAGAAAAUGGCUUCUUACAGUUUCCUUAGGUAUGAUUUGUUUUGUUGUCGCCUUGGGUUCUGCUAUCGUCACUGGUGAUUUGGCAGGUCCAGUCGAAUACUUCAAGGUUUCUCAGGAGGUCGUCAUUCUCUCCUCAGUGACGGUUUUCGUUGUGGGUUUUGGAGUCGGCCCCUUAUUGUUUGCGCCAAUGUCGGAAGAACUUGGCCGUUCCAUUAUUUAUGCUGUGACUUUGGGCAUGGCGGUUAUUUUUAUUAUCCCCUGUGCCGUGGCGAAGAACAUUGGCACUUUGUUGAUUUGCCGUUUGAUUGACGGUGUUUUGUUCAGUGCGCCCAUGACUUUGAUCGGUGGCUCCUUGGCUGACAUUUGGGAUGCAAACGAGCGUGGUAAAGCCAUGGCUGUGUUCUCGGCUGCUCCAUUUUUGGGUCCGUGCUUGGGUCCUAUUUUUGGUGGUUUGUUGGGUGACUAUACUUCAACAUGGAGAUGGGUGUACUGGGCGUAUCUCAUUAUUGCAGGUGUCUUCUAUAUACUUUUCUUGCUCAUUGUUCCCGAAACUCACCACAACACUCUUUUGAAGAGAAGAGCAGCGAAGCUUAGAAAGUUGACUGGAGAUGAAUCCUACAGAUGCUUGGCAGAAUUGCAAGUCAGAUCUUUCCUGGAGGUUGCGCGUGUGUCCUUAUUGCGUCCCUUCUUGCUUCUUAGUGAACUUAUCAUUAGUUUGGUCACUCUUUACAUGUCUGUUGUCUACGGAUUAUUGUACAUGUUUUUCUUUGCUUACCCUGUCAUUUAUAUGGAAGAUAAGGGUUGGUCUGCUUCGAAAACUGGUGUCAUGUUUCUCCCAAUUGCCGGUGGUGUUGUCCUCAGUUCCAUCUCAGCUCCCUUCAUUAACAAUGACUACAACAAACGGGCAAAAGCUUACAGAGAUCGUGGCGAAAUGCCACCUCCAGAGUUGCGCUUAAUUCCAAUGAUGUUCGGCUGCUGGUUUGUGCCAGCUGGCUUGUUCGCAUGGGCAUGGUCUUCUUAUGCUAGACUCUCUUGGGCAGGACCAGCAUUUAGUGGCUUCGCAUGUGGCUACGGUUUUCUUUCACUUUAUAAUCCGGCGAACAACUACAUUGUUGAUUCUUACCAGCAUUAUGCUGCCAGUGGGUUGGCGGCAAAGACAUUUGUCAGAUCAAUUUGGGGUGCCUGUGUGCCUCUUUUCACAAUCCAAAUGUAUCAUAAAUUAGGAAAUCAAUGGGCCACAUCUUUGAUGGCUUUUAUUGCAUUGGCCUGCUGCGCCAUUCCUUAUUUAUUCUACUUUUAUGGGGCCAAGAUUAGAAAGUUUUCCAGAUAUGCUUACUCGCCGGAGAAGCAUCAAGCAUAG
Messenger RNA from Clavispora lusitaniae ATCC 42720, 1704 nucleotides. RefSeq names its product MFS transporter. The record is from RefSeq and is a predicted model, not a curated record. NCBI's taxonomy places the organism in Eukaryota, Fungi, Ascomycota, Pichiomycetes, Serinales, Metschnikowiaceae. Gene Ontology annotation, cellular component: plasma membrane. Gene Ontology annotation, biological process: transmembrane transport. Gene Ontology annotation, molecular function: transmembrane transporter activity.